AUGGGUAUCGCGAGGAAGAGAAAGGUGAGUUUAUUCGAUGUCGUCGACGACUCUACUGCUAAGACGGUGAAAACCAACGGCGGUUUAAUCGGCAACAACCGCUGGAACGGAAAACCUUACUCUCCAAGUUACUUCGAGAUUUUGGAGAAGAGGAAAACCCUUCCGGUUUGGCACCAGAAAGAUGAUUUUUUGCAGUUUUUUAAGGAUAAUCAGAUUUUAAUCCUCGUUGGUGAAACCGGUAGUGGCAAAACAACACAGAUCCCUCAGUUUGUUCUAGAAGCUGUUGAUUUAGAGACUCCAGAUAAACACAAGAAGAUGAUGAUUGCAUGCACUCAGCCACGUAGAGUGGCUGCAAUGUCUGUUUCCCGCCGCGUGGCUGAAGAGAUGGAUGUGAGUAUUGGGGAAGAGGUUGGUUAUAGCAUCAGAUUUGAAGAUUGUAGCAGUGCAAAGACAGUUUUGAAAUUUCUAACAGAUGGUAUGCUUUUGAGAGAAGCAAUGACGGAUCCACUUUUGGAACGAUACAAAGUGAUUAUUCUUGAUGAGGCACAUGAAAGGACUUUGGCUACAGAUGUGCUAUUUGGCCUUCUUAAGGAAGUUCUUAAAAACAGACCCGACUUGAAGUUGGUUGUUAUGAGUGCAACACUUGAAGCUGAAAAGUUUAAGAGCUAUUUUUUGGGAGCCCCUCUUAUGAAAGUUCGAGGAAGGCUACAUCCAGUGAAAAUUUUUUAUACUAAAGAACCAGAAACAGAUUACUUGGAGGCUGCUAUCUGGACAGCGGUGCAGAUUCACACGCUUGAACCUGCUGGAGACGUACUUGUUUUUCUUACUGGAGAGGAAGAGAUAGAAGAUGCAUGUCGCAAAAUAUCCAAUGAAGUUGCAAUUCGGGGGGACACGGUGGGCCCUGUGAAAGUUGUACCGUUGUAUUCUACUCUUCCCCCGGCUAUGCAACACAGGAUUUUUGAGCCAGCUCCACCUCCAGUUAGAGAGGGAGGCCUUCCUGGAAGGAAGAUUUUGGUAUCAACAAACAUAGCAGAAACUUCAUUGACCAUCAAUGGUAUAGUCUAUGUUGUUGACCCUGGAUUGGCUAAGCAGAAGGUUUAUAACCCUCGAGCUCGUGUUGAGUCUUUAUUGGUGUCUCCAAUAUCAAAGGCUAGUGCGGUUCAGAGAUCUGGGCGUGCUGGAAGAACACAACCAGGGAAAUGCUUUAGACUUUAUACGGAAAGAAGUUUCAAUAAUGAUCUUCAGCCGCAGACCUAUCCUGAAAUUUUGAGAUCUAAUCUCGCCAACACAGUUCUUACUUUGAAGAAAUUGGGUAUAGACGAUUUAGUACAUUUUGACUUUAUGGACCCUCCUGCACCAGAAACCUUAAUGCGCGCUUUGGAAGUGUUGAAUUACUUGGGUGCAAUGGAUGAUGAAGGUAACUUAACAAAGUUGGGUAAGAUUAUGAGUGAGUUUCCGUUGGACCCUCAGAUGUCAAAGAUGCUUGUUGUUAGCCCUGAGUUCAACUGUUCAAAUGAGAUUCUGUCAAUUUCUGCGAUGCUGUCAGUACCCAAUUGCUUUAUCCGGCCUAAGGAGGCACAAAUAGCUGCGGAUGAAGCGAAAGCUAGGUUUAUACACGUUGAUGGAGAUCAUCUCACACUCUUGAAUGUAUAUCAUGCCUACAAGCAAAACAACGAGGAUGCUUCUUGGUGCUACGACAACUUUAUUAAUUAUAGGGUGUUGAAAUCAGCUGAUAAUGUUCGACAACAGCUAGUGCGUAUCAUGGCUCGGUUUAAUCUGAAGUUAUGCAGCACUGACUUCAAUAGUCGCCACUACUACGUCAACAUAAGAAAGACAAUGCUAGCAGGAUAUUUCAUGCAGGUGGCUCAUUUUGAUCAGCAGAGAGGACGCUACUUGACAGUUAAAGACAAGCAGGAAGUAUACUUGCAUCCAUCAAAUUGCCUGGACCACAAGCCUGAAUGGGUUAUCUAUAAUGAAUAUGUUCUUACGAGUCGUCAUUUCAUACGUACUGUGAUGGAUAUACGUGGUGAAUGGUUAGUUGAUAUAGCACCACAUUACCAUGAUCUAUAGCACCACUUCAGGGUUUUAUUUCUUAAUUGCAUAGUAUGAAUUUGAGAUCCUCUGUGCUGCCUUAAUUUCUGGACGCGUGUGCCUUAAUUUCUGGACGCGUUUUUUUUUUUCAAAUUGCCUACAAAACCUGAUAUGAC
Medicago truncatula (barrel medic) is the source of this 2207-nucleotide messenger RNA. RefSeq names its product probable pre-mRNA-splicing factor ATP-dependent RNA helicase DEAH2. Gene Ontology annotation, cellular component: intracellular anatomical structure. The coding region runs from base 1 to 2070 and encodes 689 amino acids. NCBI's taxonomy places the organism in Eukaryota, Viridiplantae, Streptophyta, Magnoliopsida, Fabales, Fabaceae. Gene Ontology annotation, molecular function: RNA helicase activity; ATP hydrolysis activity; ATP binding. The transcript is spliced from 3 exons. The record is from RefSeq and is a predicted model, not a curated record.